Molecule: messenger RNA, 333 nt
Organism: Staurois parvus
Lineage: Eukaryota; Metazoa; Chordata; Amphibia; Anura; Ranidae
Source: the annotation of a GenBank genome assembly
CCUCUAGCUGUAUUAUCCAACCAUCUAUUCGAGAGAAACUCUUGUGUCACAUUGGUGUGGACAGAGCUUAAGAAUGAGCACAGUCAUAGAUCAAAGCUUUUACAUUAUAACAGAGUUUCCAAAUGGCAGGGGCGGACUGACCAUUUGGAAACAUUGUGCAUGAAAUGUAUCAACCAGGGCGGACUGACCAUUUGGAAACUCGGGCACUGCCCGAGGGCCCGGGGUCAGUAGGGGGCCCCAUGAGAUGCCCCUGGUACCUUUUUCAUAGGCUUUUUUGAGUUUGGGCAAGGACACAGGGGCCCCAUGAUCCCCUAUUGCCCGGGGGCCCCAUGA